ACCAAGUAUGUCUGGACUUCACCUAGUGAAGCAGGGCAGAGAUCGCAGGCGUAUGGACCUACAGAGAGACUUCACAGUUGCCUCACCAGCAGAGUUUGUCAAACGAUUUGGUGGAAACAAGGUUAUUGAGAAGGUUCUCAUUGCCAACAAUGGCAUUGCUGCUGUCAAAUGUAUGCGCUCCAUACGACGAUGGGCCUAUGAGAUGUUUCGGAAUGAAAGGGCGAUUCGUUUUGUUGUCAUGGUGACGCCCGAAGACCUAAAAGCCAAUGCAG
Molecule: messenger RNA, 272 nt
Organism: Cynoglossus semilaevis (tongue sole)
Lineage: Eukaryota; Metazoa; Chordata; Actinopteri; Pleuronectiformes; Cynoglossidae
Product: acetyl-CoA carboxylase 1
Biological process (GO): fatty acid biosynthetic process
Cellular component (GO): mitochondrion
Molecular function (GO): ATP binding; metal ion binding; acetyl-CoA carboxylase activity
Source: RefSeq, marked provisional